AUGAUAUUAUUAUCAUUGGCAACAACUCAUCUAUCAUCCGCAAAUCCACCUGCAAACUUAAUUCUAAGUUUGCCUCUAAGGAUUUGGGUCCUCUUAGCUACUUCCUUGGCCUUGAAGCUUCGACAACAACAUAUGGAUCCUCCGUUCUUGAAUCCCACUCUUUACAUAUCUCUAGUUGGCGUCCUUCAAUACUUGACUAUUACGCGCCCCCAUAUUGCUCAUCCUAUCAACUUUGUCGACCAAUUUCUACACGCUCCAACAACAUACCAUUUUUUUGUAAUUAAGCGUAUUCUUCGCUAUAUUGAAGGCCUUCAUUUUGGCCUUAUCUUCCGCUCCUCCACUAUUCCUAGUGCUCUCAUUGCUUGCUUCGAUGCGGAUUGGGCAAGAUGCCUUGAUACUCGGUAG
This is a messenger RNA of Olea europaea var. sylvestris, 405 nucleotides long. RefSeq lists its product as uncharacterized. Lineage: Eukaryota; Viridiplantae; Streptophyta; Magnoliopsida; Lamiales; Oleaceae. The record is from RefSeq and is a predicted model, not a curated record. The transcript has 2 exons. Bases 1 to 405 code for a protein of 134 amino acids.